AUGCUGCAGAGUAAUUUCAGGAUCAAGGACCUAGGAGAGUUGAAGUUCUUCCUUGGGAUUGAGCUAGCAAGGUCCAAGGAAGGAAUACUGAUGAACCAAAGAAAGUUUGCAAUACAGCUAAUCACUGACCUUGGAUUAGCAGGCUCAAAACCUGUGACUACACCAAUGGAAUGCAUCCAAAGGUUCACUACUGUGGAACUUGAUCAACACUUGAACUUGAAAGAAAAUGAGAAGCUGGUAGACUCAGGGCCAUAUCAGAGAUUGGUGGGAAAAUUGUUGUACCUUACUAUGACUAGGCCAGAUAUAUGCUAUGCAAUCCAUGUGUUAAGCCAGUUCAUGCAUUGUCCAAAGAAAUCUCACAUGGAGGCUGCUAUAAGGGUUGUGAGAUAUAUUAAAGGAGCAUCAGGCUUGGGGUUGCUGAUGAGUUCCAAACAGUCCCCUAAAUUGACAGCAUUUUGUGAUGCUGAUUGGGCAUCAUGCCCUGUCUCCAGGAGAUCUGUAACAGGAUAUGUGAUGAAAUUGGGAAAUUCUUUAGUGUCAUGGAAAUCCAAGAAACAAUGCACAAUCUCAAGAAGCUCUAUAGAGGCAGAGUACAAGAGCAUGGCAGCAAGAGUUGUAGAAAUAUCAUGGUUGACAAGACUUUGCAAAGAGCUGGGUGCUGAAGUUGAGCUGCCAGUGGAGUUGCACUGUGACAGCAAAGCAGCAAUUCAAAUUGCUGCAAACCCCAUAUUUCACGAGCGUACAAAGCACAUAGACAUAGACCUACAUUUCAUUAGAGAGAGGAUUCAACAAGGGAUUGUCAAGACCAAGUAUGUGAUGUCUAAAGACCAAGAAGAAGAUUUGUUCCCAAAGGCACUUGGAAGAACAUAA
Molecule: messenger RNA, 870 nt
Organism: Nicotiana tabacum (common tobacco)
Lineage: Eukaryota; Viridiplantae; Streptophyta; Magnoliopsida; Solanales; Solanaceae
Source: RefSeq, a predicted model, not a curated record